CUUGCGCUCUGCCUGUCUGUAAUUCAGCUACAAGCUAGCUGUGCGGCUCCUGCUCUCCCCAAAACGUGUUGGGAUUGCUUUGGUUCAUGUUUUUAGCCCGUUCGCUCAUCAAGAUGUCGAGUCCCAAUCCUUUGUUGAGGCUGGAGCAGCGAGCCGCCGAGGCCGACCAGAUCAUCGAGUACCUGAAACAGCAAGUGCAGCUGCUGAAAGAGAAGGCCUCCGCCCAGGCCAGCGUGAGAGAGGAGAAGAGACUCACGGUGGAGAAUGCCAAAUUGAAGAACGAAAUUGAGGCGCUGAAAAAGCAGCUGCUGGAGAAAGAAAAAAGGAGAGGAGUGCGGGAUGUCCCCAUGCCGUCUGUGGACAGCGUUACUGAUGUCUGUUCGAAGCCCGCUCCUCCUAAAUCCACUGAUGCACCGCCCUCUGGUUCUCCUCCCACUGCUGUCCAGAGCCCCCCUCCCAAAGAUGAGCCCAAAAAGAAGAAGCAAGAAAAAAAAGGAGGAGAGAAAGCAGAGAAGAAACAGGCAGCGGCGAGCCAAGAGGACGCCAAGGUGGACGUGUCCCGUCUGGACCUGCGCGUUGGCCGUAUCAUCACAGCAGAGAAGCAUCCGGAUGCUGACAGUCUGUAUGUGGAGCAGGUGGAUGUGGGCGAGGCUGCACCAAGGACUGUGGUCAGUGGCCUGGUCAAGCACAUACCUCUGGAGCAGAUGCAGAACCGGAUGGCGAUCCUGCUGUGUAACCUCAAACCAGCCAAGAUGAGGGGGGUGGUGUCCCAGGCCAUGGUCAUGUGUGCAAGCUCACCAGACAAAGUGGAAAUCUUGGAUCCUCCGAGUGGAUCAGUUCCCGGGGACCGAGUCAGUGUCCAAGGCUUUCCAGGUGACCCAGACAAGGAGCUAAACCCCAAAAAGAAAGUGUGGGAGCAGGUUCAGCCAGACCUGCGCACCGAUCAGAGCUGCGUGGCAACGUACAAGGGAGCCGCCUUUGAAGUAGCCGGGAAGGGAGUGUGCAGAGCCCAAACCAUGAGCAACAGCGGAAUCAAAUGAAAUGCCGGAGCUGCCUGGAAUAGCUGGGUGUUUACUCGGCACCCGUCUCCACCAAUGAUGACGAUGAUGAAUGGGAGGAAAUGCUUUAAAGAUGUUUAAUAAAGCAUUUGGAU
Messenger RNA from Cyprinodon variegatus (sheepshead minnow), 1153 nucleotides. RefSeq names its product aminoacyl tRNA synthetase complex-interacting multifunctional protein 1 (gene aimp1a). The record is from RefSeq and is a predicted model, not a curated record. Lineage: Eukaryota; Metazoa; Chordata; Actinopteri; Cyprinodontiformes; Cyprinodontidae. Gene Ontology annotation, molecular function: tRNA binding. Bases 87 to 1040 code for a protein of 317 amino acids. The transcript is spliced from 7 exons.